This is a messenger RNA of Poecilia reticulata (guppy), 1668 nucleotides long. Its product is annotated as myocilin-like. NCBI's taxonomy places the organism in Eukaryota, Metazoa, Chordata, Actinopteri, Cyprinodontiformes, Poeciliidae. Gene Ontology annotation, biological process: signal transduction; osteoblast differentiation. Gene Ontology annotation, cellular component: Golgi apparatus. The record is from RefSeq and is a predicted model, not a curated record.
UUCUUUUCUGUAUAAAUGCUCAACGUUCUGCUGGGAUUCAGGCAUCAACCUGCACUGACAGGGACAGACAGACAGAAAACAGAGAAGACAGAAACAGAUAAAGCUGCAAUCAAGACUUCCAAGAUGCUUCUCCUCUUGUUUUUCCUCUCUUUAUCCUGCUUUGCUGUGUUCUCCCAAAGCCAGGGUCAAGCCUAUCUCAGCCGCUCCAAUGACCCCAACGGACGCUGCGUCUACUCCUUCACUGUAGCGAGUCCGCAGGAGUCCAGUUGCCCCAGAGGAAACGCCAAAUCAGAGAUGGAUGAAGUCCUGACCAGACUCACCUUGCUUGAAGCUCUGGUCAGUCAGCUGACAGCCAGAGGGGAGCGGGGAACUGCCUCUGGUGGGCUGAAGCACAGUGAGGAGAAUCUUCAGGAGGCUUACGCCCAGGUUACAAGAGAAAGAAACCAGCUGCAACUGGACCAGGAGCGUCUGAACGCACAAGUCCGGAAGCUGCAGGGCACAGUGGCCGAGUUAAACCGGGAGACGGAGAGGCUCCGGCAGAGACCCUGCGAGCAGACACACACCUCAGGUGGAACCCUGUAUGAAAACAGACCUCUCAGAGACCCUGGAUUUCACUUUGAAAAUACCUCCUAUCAGGAAAUGAAGGCUAAGGUGAAAGAGGUCCCUGCAUCCCGCCUCCUUCCGGAGGGAAUCCAACGAGCAAGUAGUCCAAAGCUCAGUCCAAACAUUUCCUCAGGUUGUGGAAAGGUGUUGUCCGUGGGAGAUCCCGUGUUGCACAGAAAAGCUGACGCCAUCACGGGGAAGUAUGGAGUGUGGCUUCAGGAUCCAGACCCUCGGGGCCCGUAUUAUACCAACAAGACGGUGUGGCGAAUCGAUUCGGUUGGUAGAGAAAUCCGCCAGCUCUUUGUGUAUGAAGAUAUGGAUCAGUUUUCCAAAGGCUUCCCUAUGAAGGUCCUGGUUCUGCCAGAGCCAGUGGAAAGCACAGGGGCCACCGUGUACCGAGGUUCCCUGUACUACCAGCGCAGACGCAGCCGGACCCUGCUUCGCUACAACCUCACCUCAGAGAGUCUUGCAUCCCGACUGGACCUGCCUCAUGCUGGCUUUCAUGGACAGCACCCGUACUCCUGGGGCGGCUACACGGACAUCGACCUGGCGGCGGACGAGCAGGGGCUGUGGGUCAUCUACAGCACAGGCAAAGCGAAGGGGGCGAUUGUUAUUUCCCAGCUGGAUCCCGCGAGCCUGGAAGUGAGGAGGAGCUGGGAGACCAAGAUCAGGAAGAACUCAGUUGGCAAUGCCUUCAUGGUGUGUGGACACUUGUACACGGUGGCCAGCUACACGACACCCAACACCACCAUCAAUUACAUGUUCGACACCGCCACUAGUGAGGGCCAGGCCGUCGCUGUGCCCUUUGUGAACAAGUACCGCUACAACAGCAUGGUGGACUACAACCAUGCCCAGAGGAAGCUGUACGCCUGGGAUAACUUCCACAUGGUCACCUACGAUGUGAGACUGGGAUGAGCUGGUCAAGGAAGAAGCUAAACGGGACUUAAAGAGACUCGUGCUCAGUUGAAUAUACCUACAUAUAACUGGCUUCAUUGGGCAUUAUUUUUGUAAAGCUUUGACACUUUUUUUUAAAGAGAAUUUAAAGCUGCAUUAUGUAACUUUUUU